UCUUGUUACACCCCGCCUCCGUUUCCCGGAGCCCCGGGGAGGGUAACCCCCGGCCCGGCCCGGCCCGCCUGGGGCAGGGUCCCGCGCUGCGGCCCCGGCAGACCUCGGAGAGCCCCUCUGCGGCGGGGCCGUUGCCGCUGCCGCCGGGCGGGGCGGUGGCCGCGGCUCCGUCCGGCUGCGACACGUCGCUGUGUUAUGCACGAUGGCUGAGCCCAUAUCUGAAUCUGAAUCUGCAGCCUUGGCUUUUUAUGCUGGUGAUAAAUCUUGCUGUGAACUGGGUCAUGGAGUAUUUAUACAGCGUUCUUCACAUAAACCUAGAACAGAUGUUGAUCCCUGUGAAGCAUGGUGCAGUCAACCAGUUGACAUAUUAAGAGAAUAUUGCAACGUUAUUAAAAUACGUGUCUUUUGGCCGCUUCUCUUCAAAAGUGAGAGUAAUUCUUUGGUAGCUGAUUGGAGCAGUUCACAGAUUCUAGACCAGAAUUGGAAGAGACUCUAUGAUUUAGAGUUUUUGGAAGACCUUGUUGAUUUGAUUAAAAAAGUUGCUAAUGUUCCACCUUUUAUCAGUGGUAUACUGAGAAUUGGUAGCAGAAUAGAAAAUGGUUUCUUUGAUGUUGGGGAUGCCCUUGAUUGGGUCAGGUAUACAGGUGAUGUCAGUAUUCUGCAGAAGCUGGAGAAACUUGGUGAUUAUGGUUGGAUCUGUCUUGAAAUUUUCUUUGUUGAAUGCAAACGUUAUAUUACCAAAGUUGCAUUAGAAGAUUGUAAUUUAGUUGAAGAAUUUAAAGCUGUGACCUGUGAAAAUUGCAGGAAGAACAGUGAAUCUAUGAAACAAAAAGGAAACGAGGAGUUUUCCCAAGGAAACUUUGAUUGUGCUAUAAUGUCAUAUACGAAAGCCAUAGAGUUAUGUCCUGCAAACCAUCUUCUAUAUGGAAACCGAGCUCUUUGCUUAAUUCUCACAAGGCAAUACAAGAGAGCCCUUGCUGAUGGAAAAAGGGCCACUAUUUUGAAGCCGAAUUGGCCAAAGGGUCAUUACCACUUCUGUAAGGCUCUCUCCUUACUGGGGGAACAUGAAUUGGCUUUGGAAGCUAAUGAGAGAGCUCAGGAACUGUGCAAGAAUAUUCCUGAAGGACUGAAGGAUCUUAUACAACAAAAUGACAAGUUAAAGAAGACAUUAGAAGAAAUCAAUGGUAUUAAACAGUAUAAGCAGAAACCAAAGAAAUCACUUCUUGAGAAAAAAGACUGCAGUUCUUCAGAAUCUCAUUUAGUCGUUUCUCAAGAACCAAAAGAAAUGGAAAAAGAGAAAAAGAGAACACAAUCUGAUCCUAAAGAUCACCAUUGUCACCAGAAACAUGAUACCAGGGUAACCGAUGCCCAAAGAGCAGAAACCAAAAGUUGGUCUUUGGAGUUUCUAACAGAUCAGAGUCACCAAAACAAAGGGAAGUCAAAGAACAAAACCAGUGAUUCUGAAAAGACCAGAGGUCACCUUGAUUUGAAGAUAGAGUCUAAAACCAUCGAAGAUAAACUCUUUUGUACUGUGCAACAGGUAGAUUUAACUAUGUUGCCAGAAAAGUUGAAAUCUCUUGUUCGUGAUGGUUAUACAGCCUUGAUGGACCAGAGGUGUCGCAGCGCUGAACAAGCCUUUUCACAAUUGUUGAGCAUUUUAAAUCCUUCAGAAUUAAAGCAACUGAAUCUUCGCGUUAUUAAUUAUGUUGUAAUCAUCUAUGGACAUGCCACUGCUCUUCUUGGAAUAGGACAGCCUGAGGAAUUGACAAAGGCUGAAGACCAGUUUAGCAAAAUAAUAGAACAGUACCAGGAAGAAAGAUUUGAUUGUUUGGCGUACUAUGGAAUUGGAAGAGUAUACCUGAGACAAAACAGAUUUGCAGAUGCGCUGGAUCAGUUUAUGAAAUCACAAACAAUGGUUAAUCAUAAGAUUGUACCUGGGGUAUUAACGUGGCCCACAACAUCUAAGGUCAUUGAAGAGACACGAACAGAGAAUUUACAGCUGAUGUUAAAGAAUUGUAUUGAGGAAUGCAAGUUCCCUCCAGAACCAGAUGCAGUUUGCCGUUAUCAGCAAUGCCAUGGCCACUCCAAAAUCCAAAUAUUUUUUACAGACCCAGACUUUAAGGGCUUUAUACGUAUUGCUUGCUGUCAGCAGUGUAAAGUGGAGUUUCACAUCAGCUGUUGGAAAAAAUUGAAAACUACAAAAUACAGUGAUAAAAAUGAUAAGGAUUUUCUUCAAGAGUUAUGUUUCACUCCUGAUUGUACAGGCCUUAUUUCAAAAAUAGUUAUUUUCAGUUCUUCUGGUCUGAUAAAAUGUGAAUUUGAACAAAAAAUCUCAAGAACUAAGGAACCUCCAAGAGCCAGUAUUAAACAGAAAUGUUCAAGUCUUAGGAAGUUAAAAGUGAAACAAGAAAAAAGAUUACGAAGAAAACGUGCACGAGAAGAUGCACUGAAUUCUGCUAAAAAGAAGACAGAAGAAAACCAAACAGGAAAUGAACCAUCUCAAUGCAAUGGUCACAGUGGUCAUGGUCAGUGCAUGUAUGCUGGUGAUCGAGUCCUGCAGCGUAUUAUUCAAAAUGCUGAGCAAAUAAAAACAGCUGUUCAUGAUGUUUCCAAACUAUUAAAGGAAUUACUUUCAUGGUGUGUUAUCAGUGAGGAGGAUUACUUGUCAUAUUCCAAAAUUACCAGCACGUCACAUGAAGUGAUGGAACAGCUCAUCAGUUACUUAAUUCAGAAAAAAAACAAAGUAAAAACAAGGGUUUUUAUUCAUGUGCUGAGUGAGCUGGAAGAAGUAGAUCCCAAAUUACACAAGUGGAUGAAACAUCUCAAUAGUUUGGGCCUGAAAGCUACAAAGACCUUUCUCCUUCAGUAUGGAGAUUUUUUAAAAGAGCUUGACCUUUGUAUUUUAUCUACACUCUGGAAUGAAAAAUAUGGUAAUAAACUGGACUAUGUGAUAACCAGUUCUGAAGACAAAGAAAUUAUUGAUUACUUCCUACAAGCGCCUUUGGAGAAAGCCCGUUGUUUUAUAUGGCUUUUAGAAGAUAACAGAGAAAAAUAUCCAUUUCUUCAUCAAGCUUUAGAUGAAUUCUUUGAUAAAAUGGAUGACCCUACCAUUAUAUUAAGGAAGCAGGAAAAUGAAGAUAUGUCAACUAAUGGUAUCAAGGUUAAAAACAAAAACAGAAAGAAAAAGUCAAAAGACUCACGGUCUAUUUUAGUAUUGUCCAGUGGAGUUAGUACAGCACCACGAGAAGAAGAAAAAAUAUUUAUAGAAGAAAAUACUUUAGAUUUUAUGAAUCCUUAUGAACCAUUUGUAAUCCCAGACUAUCUUCGGGGUCAAAUGGAUGAAUUUGAAGCUCUCUGUCAUGUUUCAAAUAGUAAUGGUUAUCAAAGUCUUUUGGAUAAUAAUUUGGAUCCAACCUGUGAGAGUUUAUAUGAAUAUUUCUCUCAAAUCUUGGAAGCACAUGGCCCUCUGGAAAUUAAUGAUCAGUUAUUAGUUGGAGAAUAUGAACAUUUCCCUGAAGAAGCUCGGAAAAUUGUAGAAGAUGCAGGUGGUCUGAAGUCUUUUCUUCUGGAAUCCCUUCGUUUCGUUAUGGUGGAUAAUGUUAUUGGCUUAAUGAAGCAUGCACUUCUUAUUAAAGAAAUUACUAACAGAAAUGAGACAGGAGAUGAUGAAGAGGGAAAUUAUACAGGCUGUGACAUGCAAGAAAAUUCUUCCCAGAACAAGCUACAGUUAAAUCCAGCUGCAAAGGAAUUCAAACCACUAUCUUACACUAAUCAACCUCAUAUUUCAACCUCUACUGACAUAACAUUAGCAAGCUAUGAGACUCCAGAAUAUUUGUCCUAUUCUCUACCUAUUUCAUACAGAUCAGUGCAUUUUUGGCAUAGUCAGAAUACUAAUACCACAAAAAAUGAGUCAUCUUUUUCAGAUGUUUUACUAGACUGCUUUGGUUCUAAAAAUCUUGAUACAUCUUUGCCUCAGACUUCACUGGGUUAUCAAUAUGAAAGAGUAUUGCCAGUGACUUCUCAAAUGCCUCCCACUUCAAAUUUUGCCAAGCAACCUACUUAUAUUUAUGCUGAUCACGUAGCUCAUCAGGAUAAUAAUGAAUCAGCAAUUUCAGACGAAAAAUAUGUCUCUGACUUUUUUAUACCAACUGAAAUACAAACAUACGAAGAUCCUCAGUGCCUGCUUGAGAAGUCGGAUAAUGCAGUAUAUGAAGACAAUUUUGCUGUUGCAGAUAACACAAAUGAAGCUGAACAUGAUAUACUGGCUAUUAAGAUGGAAAAAGAAAGAGGUAUACCUCUAAUGAAAAACAAUCCUCAUACAAAGAUGAUAGCUGUUCAGGUAAAUCGUGAAGUAGCUGAUAGGGAAACUAAUACCUUGCCUUUUCAUCCAUUUGAAAUGCAACAAGGAGAUAUUCUGCGUAUGGAAAAAGAGCAUCAGGUAUUAAAAGAACAACUUAAAGAAGCACAGGAAAAAUAUGAACAGUUACAAAGCCGAAGCUCAGAGGAAAUCGGUGUUUUAGAAGAGCUAUUAAAAAAAAGCGUUGAAGAAAUUGAGAUAUCAAGGAGUGAACUGGAGUGGCUUGAUCAAGAUUUAGAAAAAAAAAAGAAAAAAUGGCAACAGGAGAAAAAAGAAAAUCAAGAGAACUUAAAAACCAUAAAGCACACAGCCAAAAAGCACACAGAUACCAAUGAUAUGUAUUCAAAGAACAUUGACGAGAAGGAAAAGCAGUAUAAGCUGUAUUUCAAUACAUAUCUUGAGACCAGUAAUAAAUUUGCUAAUGAGAAAGUAAAACUGGAAGAACUUAUAAAAAAGAGCCAAGAUGACUGCCAAGAGUGUGUGAAAAGAGCUGUAACAGCAGAGGUAUCAGUACUCAAAAACUGGAAGGAAACUGAAGUAUGCAAGCUCCACAGCAUAGCUGCCAAUGCAGAGGCAACUCUUAAGGUGUUGAAGUCAGGGGGCAGCAGCUCAGUGUCAGCAUUACCUCAGCUGAAGUCACAGAUUGAUUCUUGGGAAACAUUUAUUUCAAAUAUAAAGAAACAAGUGGAAGAAGUAGAGGCUCAGUACAAAGAAAAAAUUCAGAUGGUGAAAAAUGGUGCACUAAACUGCCUCACUAAAAUGGAAGCUGCAGAUCUUUCAUCUCCUCCCAGUGUCUUAAGGAAACAAAGCAGACUUCCUGUCAGUGAUCCGGCCAUUGUCAUAUAUUCCUCUGCAUCUGCACAUCCUAAUUUACUUCCUGCUUUUUCAAGUUCUGAUGAUCAAGGUCCAACACAUGCUUCAUCUAAUGCACAGGCUGGAAUGUCACCAACCCAUGCAAAUUCUAAGUCUUGUUCUGCAAAUGAUGGAUCAGUGAAGAUACCCACGAACACUCUGGACGGAUCAUAUUCUGAUAAAGUCUCAGUAACUUGUCCAUCACGGAUUUCUGGAAAUAAUUCCCAGAGUAGCCAGCCAAACCAAAACCAUCAAGAUGAAUUGGCUGCUCAACCGAGGCCUUCUGGACUUCCAAACAACAAAAUGCUUCCAAAAGCAUUUGAUAAUAUUAUUGCACAUCUACAGACUAUUUUUCCAAAUUAUAGCAGUUCAGAGUUUAUUAACUUCAUAAAAGAAGUACGAAUAAAAAAUGGAAACACAUUGUCAGGUUUGCGCUUGGAUGAAAUUCUUAGAAGGGUGACAGAACUCAUUCUGGACCAUCAAAGUAAGGCAUCAACUUCAGUAGGGAGAGCUGUGAAGUUGGUAUCUUCUGCUUCAGUAGGGCAGACUGGAACUCAGACUCAAGAAGUACCUGCAGAAGAAAAUGUACCCAGCCCACCCAAGGCAAGACCUAAAAAUGCCACAAGUAAAAAUCCAUAUCCAUCCUGGCCAAAUUCCCAGCCAUGGGGAAAUGUUGGAGCAACAUCCAGAUCUAAAUGGAAAAAAUCAGAUGAUACAAUCUCCGAUGAUGAUCCUUGCAUAAUAUGUCAUGAGGAGCUAAGCAGAGACUCAUGUGAACUAGAAUGUGGGCAUCGUUUUCACAGAGAAUGCAUUAGAACAUGGCUUAAGGAACAUUCGAGUACCUGCCCUAUCUGUCGUGUUCAUGCUCUGUUACCUGAAGACUUUCCUGAGCUUCCUCCACGAAACAAAUAUGCUUAAACCCUGCUUUAUUUGAACAAAUGAUAACAAAAUGCAAAGUUGCUGCAAGUAAAUAACCACCCUGAUAAAGAAAGGAGGUGUGACAUGAUGCCUAGGAAGAGAUAAAGCCCUGGUUUUAUUGCAAAUAGUAACAGAACUCACACUGACUUCAGUAUUUUACACUUGGGUGUUCAGCCAUAAGAUACAGGUAUUGCCAUGGUACCAAUAGACUUGAGUUAGUAUCUCUGAGAUCCAGCACUUUCCCUCAUUGCCACCUAACUGUGUGCAGCUAAUCUAGUUCAGGCAUCAGAAGCACACACAGCUGGUAGGGUUUUUUGGCUAAGGGGUAUUUAUACUGCUGUAUCUACUUUCCCCAAAGUAUGGUGAUGCCUGGGCAUCAUUCCUGUAGAGAGGGGGUUUUCUUCCAGAGCUGACACUAUUAAAAAUAAAUGUUAAUAUCAUACAGUAGGUGAUCUGCAUGAUGGACUAGCAGUAUUUUGGACAACCAAGCUAUGACUUUUUCCCUGGUAACCUUUCCUGGUAAUUUCAUCAGGCUUUUCAUGAUCAUUAUGAGUGAAGUUGUGGCUCCAUUCCCUCUAUAAAUCAACAGCUAAUAAUUCAAAUUGUUUAACCAAUUUUUUUAGUAAUAUUUUGAAGCGAAAAGUUUAAGUAUUCUUAUGAUUCUUUUUGCUUGCAUAGCAUUACUUGGAGUGCUAUGGCUCAAUUUUACUAAACUCAGAAUAUGGAUUGAAUUUCCCUCAUAUGUCAAGAGUUGAUUUGUUUAAAUCAAAAUUAAAGGGGUUUUAUUUUUGAUGAAGCAAUACAGUGCAUCUGUAUUCUGUGCAUGAAUGCUAGUUAAUCUAAAAGUGUGAGGUACAGAAUAUAAAUAUCUGAAAGAGUGGUUAUCCUACUACUUUAAAAGUGGGAGUUUGCCAUCAGCAUACCACCUUCAUUGUAAAAUGUCUCAGAUAGCCAAAAGACCAGAAUGAGAUCAUGCACAGGAAAACACACUGAAAAUAGAGUAUGACUGUAGAUUCAGUACAAGCAGGAUUAAAUUGAUUAUAUGAGAUUAGGGUAGCUAAUGCUAAGGAUCAUUUGUUCCCCAAAAUGAGUAUGUAUGCUAUUGAUAAAGCUUCAAACUACUUCUGUGACUACUCAAUAUGUUAACUGGAACUUUGUGAUCAAAAUAAAGUGACUACUAUGGUUGAUGUGCUUUCCUCAAUAUGUUAACUGGAACUUUGUGAUCAAAAUAAAGUGACUACUAUGGUUGA
Messenger RNA from Dromaius novaehollandiae (emu), 7377 nucleotides. RefSeq names its product tetratricopeptide repeat domain 3 (gene TTC3). Gene Ontology annotation, molecular function: protein binding. The record is from RefSeq and is a predicted model, not a curated record. NCBI's taxonomy places the organism in Eukaryota, Metazoa, Chordata, Aves, Casuariiformes, Dromaiidae. Bases 203 to 6127 code for a protein of 1974 amino acids. The transcript has 46 exons.